Molecule: messenger RNA, 1665 nt
Organism: Diachasma alloeum
Lineage: Eukaryota; Metazoa; Arthropoda; Insecta; Hymenoptera; Braconidae
Gene: nAChRa3
Product: acetylcholine receptor subunit alpha-like
Exons: 11
Coding region: 1-1665 (554 amino acids)
Biological process (GO): monoatomic ion transmembrane transport; chemical synaptic transmission; regulation of membrane potential
Cellular component (GO): neuron projection; synapse; postsynaptic membrane
Molecular function (GO): transmembrane signaling receptor activity; acetylcholine-gated monoatomic cation-selective channel activity
Source: RefSeq, a predicted model, not a curated record
AUGAAGAGCCUGGUGGGGAUCAUGUGGAUAGUGUUGGUUCUCAUAUCAGGAUGCUCCGGAAAUCCGGAUGCGAAACGUCUCUACGAUGACCUCCUAUCAAAUUACAACAAAUUGGUGCGUCCUGUUGUCAACGUCACGGACGCACUGCAGGUUAAAAUUAAGCUCAAGCUCUCUCAGCUAAUAGACGUGAAUUUGAAGAACCAGAUAAUGACGACAAAUUUGUGGGUAGAACAGUCGUGGUUUGACUACAAGCUCAAGUGGGAUCCGGAGGAAUACGGCGGAGUCCAGAUACUGCACGUACCGUCCGACCAUAUUUGGAGACCCGAUAUAGUUUUGUAUAACAAUGCUGAUGGAAAUUUCGAAGUGACCCUGGCGACGAAAGCGACCCUCAACUACACGGGAAAGGUUGAUUGGAAGCCACCAGCUAUCUACAAGUCCUCGUGUGAAAUUGAUGUCGAGUAUUUUCCAUUCGACGAGCAGACGUGUGUCAUGAAAUUUGGCUCGUGGACCUACGACGGUUUUCAAGUCGACCUGAGACACAUUGACGAAGUAAAAGGGAGCAACGUAGUGGAUGUUGGUGUCGAUCUUUCUGAAUUUUAUACAUCCGUCGAGUGGGACAUCCUCGAAGUACCAGCAGUGAGAAACGAGAAGUAUUACACGUGCUGUGAUGAGCCUUACCUCGACAUCACAUUCAACAUAACGAUGAGAAGAAAAACCCUGUUCUACACGGUAAAUCUCAUAAUACCGUGCAUGGGGAUUUCAUUUUUAACUGUUCUCGUGUUCUACUUGCCGAGUGACAGUGGUGAGAAGGUCAGUCUUUCGAUUUCCAUUCUCCUGUCACUGACUGUGUUCUUCCUCCUCUUAGCCGAGAUCAUUCCACCCACAUCGCUGGUGGUACCACUGCUCGGUAAAUUUGUGCUGUUCACCAUGAUUCUUGACACGUUCAGUAUAUGUGUCACAGUAGUUGUCCUCAACGUCCACUUUCGUUCGCCCCAGACUCACGUAAUGGCCCCAUGGGUUCGUCGUGUAUUUAUCCACGUAUUGCCAAGAUUACUAGUAAUGCGCAGGCCGCAGUACAACAUUGACAGACGAAGUUUGGAUGGACAUCAUCCAAGCCAACGUGUCAUGGUGAGAACGUGCAAUGGACUAGAGGUGCGGGAUCCUUCGUUGUUUGUCGAGGCAUCUGCCUCGGAACUCGUCGAGUCCUCGGUGCUCUUUCCAAGUGUAGACUCCAGGGAUGAGUUGAAUUUACAUGAGUUGGAAGCUGUUAAUCUUGGUAGUGCCUGUCAAAUUCACGGCUCACCGGGACCAGCGCCAGUCCCAGCACCUCAACUGCCCACUGAGGACAGUGUUGAUGCACUUUGUAAAACUCUCAAUAAUUGGCAUCACUGCCCAGAGCUGUACAAGGCAAUCGAAGCCAUCAGGUUUAUAGCUGAUCAUACGAAACGAGAGGAAGACUCCACUAGGGUAAAAGAAGAUUGGAAAUACGUUGCCAUGGUGCUGGAUCGCCUCUUCCUCUGGAUCUUCACACUGGCGGUUGUAGUAGGUACAGCUGGUAUCAUUCUUCAAGCUCCAACCCUCUACGACGAUCGUAUUCCAAUCGACGUGAGACUCUCGGAGAUUGCCUCAACCACUGCCAAACCGCACAUCGUUACGACCCUAUGA